Messenger RNA from Hypomesus transpacificus, 1462 nucleotides. RefSeq names its product l-isoaspartyl protein carboxyl methyltransferase, like (gene pcmtl). The record is from RefSeq and is a predicted model, not a curated record. Gene Ontology annotation, biological process: protein modification process. Gene Ontology annotation, cellular component: cytoplasm. Gene Ontology annotation, molecular function: protein-L-isoaspartate (D-aspartate) O-methyltransferase activity. The coding region runs from base 86 to 838 and encodes 250 amino acids. NCBI's taxonomy places the organism in Eukaryota, Metazoa, Chordata, Actinopteri, Osmeriformes, Osmeridae. The transcript has 9 exons.
UAGAUACGAUAAGGACGCGGAAAUCUGUCCCAGCUGGGGCAUUAUUUGGUGGUGCAGCUACCAAGGGAGGCACGGUGUAUGUGAAAUGCACUCAGCAGUAUUGCGUCUGGCUGUAGUGGCAGUCCCUAUGGGUGUGCUGUUAUCCAGGACCAUGGCAUGGAUGUCCAGUGGCAAGACAAAUCCUGAACUCAUCAGUCGACUUCGGGAUCAUGGAGUGAUCCGCAGUGAUCGUGUGUUUGAUGCCAUGCUGGCCACAGACAGGGGAAUAUACUCUGAGGACUACCCUUACUCCGACUCUCCUCAAUCUAUCGGGUACAAGGCAACAAUCAGCGCUCCACACAUGCAUGCACAUGCUCUGGAGGUGUUGAGUGACAAGCUAAUCGAAGGGGCCUCAGCCCUGGAUGUGGGUUCUGGGAGUGGAUAUCUCACUGCCUGCUUUGCCAGGAUGGUGGGGUCCUCGGGGAAGGUGGUGGGAAUCGAGCACAUCAAGGAGCUGGUGGAGGCCUCUGUGAGAAACGUGCAGGCAGAUGACCCAAAGCUGCUCUCCUCAGGAUGCAUUCAACUUGUGGUGGGGGACGGGAGGUUGGGCUACCCUGAAGGAGCACCGUAUGACGCCAUCCACGUGGGGGCAGCUGCACCUACACUCCCCAAAGCUCUCCUAGAGCAGCUGAAGCCUGGAGGGAGGCUGGUUCUCCCGGUGGGUCCAGACGGAGGGAGCCAAGUUCUGGAGCAGUACGACCGCCAGCCAGACGGAACGUUCUUCAGAAAAGCCCUAAUGGGGGUCAUCUAUGUUCCUCUCACUGAUAAGCGACGCCAGUGGCCUGGGGGUGAGCUCUGAUUGCAGUGUGGUUGCCCCUGCAGGAGGUGGUGCUGGGGCUGCAAUUCUGGGGUCCCAUAGGACAGUCCAGUCUGAUGCAUAGCAGCCAGAACAUGCCAGCAGCUGCCUGCUCUUCUUUGCCUUGUAGCAUCUCUGGGAAGACCCAGGACUAUGAGAUGAGGAGAGAAGCCAAGGACUGUGGAUUUACAAGUUCAUCUGUUCAUGUUAUGGACUUUCAAACUUGCCAUGUGUUAAUCUUCCCUGAUAGAUUAUUGUCCGUUGUCUGGUAGUUUGAAUGUUUUAUUCAUCUGUGAGGUGAAGGUGGAGACAGACACCUGUAUAAUCCUAAAGGAUCAUGAUCCCAGUGAUGGAAACAAACAAGAAGGGAAUUAUAUAGUCAACGCUUACCAAGUGAUGUAAAGUUGAUGCAUGUGUACAAUGUGUACAUUUUAUUUCAAUUGUUGCUGUGAAUCUCAGCAUUCAUAGUCUAAUCACCUAAUCCUAAUUCCUUUAUAUCACUACAAUAGAAGAACCACCUUUGUAGAUGAGAAGGAAAUGUACUUUAUUUUGGGAAAUAAUCAAAAUAAUUUUGACUAUUACGAUAUUGUUUAUUAAUAAAAGUGUAAUAAAAUUAUGAUGUGCUUA